Fusarium subglutinans is the source of this 981-nucleotide messenger RNA. RefSeq lists its product as uncharacterized. The transcript is spliced from 3 exons. The record is from RefSeq and is a predicted model, not a curated record. Lineage: Eukaryota; Fungi; Ascomycota; Sordariomycetes; Hypocreales; Nectriaceae. Bases 1 to 981 code for a protein of 326 amino acids.
AUGUCUUCCCCGUCCCCUCAAGUCAAAGUCCCCGAUCUCUACCGCUCCUCGCCCGCCAGCGCAAUGCAGAUCCGUUCUGUUUCGGGCAUGUGGCCCAGUCAACUCUUUGCCGAUGCCGUCCCUCGGUCCUGGAGCAAGAACGUCUUGGUGUCCCUGGCCAAGAUCAUCUCCUCAGCCAGCACAAAGGCUGACACCACGGUUGACGACGUGGUGGCUUGGUUCAAGGAAAAUGCAGAGUCGUGUGGUGGCCUCAACCAGGAGGCGUGCACUCAAGCCGAUCGGUGGCUGAAAAAUCCUCAGAAGCGACCCGGUUAUGCCAGCGAUACAGAAGCGUCGCGCCGCAAACGGCGCUCAUAUGAGGUCCCAGAACGAAGGGCCUCUCCCAGCCCAGACAUCACCGCAAACCGCGAAGAGCUCGUGCGCUCGGAGCACAUCUCCAUCCUCAGAGAGAAGUCGGCUGCUGCUGAGGAUCGCCUCAAUGAGGCAAAACCACGCCUGGACGAGAUCGAGUCUCGCGUCGUUGCUCUGCAACGACAAAUCGCCAAUGUCAAUUCCGGCGCGCUCCAAGAGAGCAUCAAGGAGGCCACUGCCCGCCUCGCAACCUCCUCGGCCCUGGUCACCAAGCACCAGCGAUACGUGGACGGGUACCAGGAAUUGGCGCUGCCCGAUGCGCCAACCUACCAUGUCCAAGCCCUGGAAAAGGCUCAAAGCGAGCUCGACAAAGCAUCCCAGGAUGCUCAAACUUCUGGGGAAGUGUUGGCGUCCGCUCAGGAGGAGCAGAGAGAGUUCAAGCGUGUUGAGGAGAAGUUGGUGAUGUUGGGCGCUGAGAGAGCGACCCUGGAGCAGUCUGUCCGUGACCUGACGUUGGACAAGGAGCGGUGCGAUGUGUAUCUUGGGAUGGUGGAGUAUGGGCCUGAUGGUUUGGCCACUCUGCGGGAGGAGGAUGUUGGUGCUUGGAAGGGGAUGUUGGACCUGGAGUAG